Messenger RNA from Hemibagrus wyckioides, 1269 nucleotides. RefSeq names its product eukaryotic translation initiation factor 3, subunit Ja (gene eif3ja). The record is from RefSeq and is a predicted model, not a curated record. Gene Ontology annotation, cellular component: eukaryotic translation initiation factor 3 complex; cytoplasm. The transcript has 8 exons. Bases 64 to 813 code for a protein of 249 amino acids. NCBI's taxonomy places the organism in Eukaryota, Metazoa, Chordata, Actinopteri, Siluriformes, Bagridae. Gene Ontology annotation, molecular function: translation initiation factor activity.
CCCCGGCAGAAGUAGCUUUGUUAUGGGCUGUUCAGCACCCUGCACUUCAGUGGUCCUUUCGAAAUGGCGGACGCCGAUUCUUGGGAUGCUGACAGUUUUGAGCCAGAAGAACCCAUCAAGAAGGCUUCAGUGCAUGACAAGUGGGAAGGCGAGGAUGAGGACGAAGACGUUAAAGAUAAUUGGGAUGACGAAGAGGAGGAAGAAGAAAAGGUGACAGAGACAAAAACAGCUGCAGUCACAAAGCCAUCAGAGAAGAAAAAACUAAGCGAUAAAAUCAAAGAGAAGGAGAGUUUACAGAAGAAAAAACAAGAGGAGUUUCGAAAGCAGUUAGAGGAAUCUAAAGACAGCACAGAAUGCACACCUGAGGAGGAGUUGGCGGAAAAACUUAGAGUGAAGAAGCUUCAGGAGGAUUCAGAUUUGGAACUAGCCAAAGAUGCUUUUGGCAUCGUAUCGAAUAACGUAACAGGAAUAGACGCCAUGAGCCCUUCCUCCAAAGAUGACUUUACAGAGUUUGAGCGGUUGCUGAAAGAGAAAAUCUCUCUCUAUGAGAAGUCUAUACACUAUUCCAGCUUCUUGGAGUCACUGUUCAGAGACCUGUGUCUUUCACUGGAAGUUGAAGAUUUGAAGAAAAUCAACAACUCGCUCACAGUGUUACUCAGUGAGAAGCAGAGGCAAGAAAAGCAAAAUAAAGGAAAGAAGAAAAAGAAAGGCGGCUUACCAGGAGGUGGUUUAAAAGCCAAGAUGAAAGACGACUUCGAUGACUACGGCGAGUUCGACGGAGGUUACGCACAAGACUACGAGGAUUUCAUGUGACCCCUGCUUCGUAACCCAUCGUAUUCUUCGAGUGACGAAACCUACACCUCUACAGCGCAUGACCUCUCCCUCCAGCCAGACCCACUUCCCGAAUCGAGCUAGAAAACUGACCCAUAUCCCAUGUAACACACACUAGCCUAAGCUUAAGUGGUUUACUCUGAGAAAGACUUAAGUGAAGCAGGUUCUCUGGUUUUUUUUUUUUUAUUAUUAUUAUUGACUAGGUCAUUUCUAGUGUUGCCGCGGAGAAGAAAAAAAAAGAAGAAGGUCAGAAUCAGGUCCUUUUAGUGAAAGUUUGAAAGUGAGAACUGACCGACGUGGAACAGACGUGAAAGUGUACAAAAAAAGAAGAGUUUGACAGUGUUACUGUUUAAAAGAGCUACUUGACAUUACGAAUAAAUUUGACAUUCUAUGCAAAUUUCAGAAAUAAAUGUCUAUACGUUAUGUAUUUUGAAUACA